Messenger RNA from Sapajus apella (tufted capuchin), 7939 nucleotides. RefSeq names its product adenylate cyclase 6 (gene ADCY6). Gene Ontology annotation, biological process: adenylate cyclase-inhibiting G protein-coupled receptor signaling pathway; intracellular signal transduction; cAMP biosynthetic process. The coding region runs from base 1926 to 5555 and encodes 1209 amino acids. The transcript is spliced from 23 exons. The record is from RefSeq and is a predicted model, not a curated record. Gene Ontology annotation, cellular component: plasma membrane. Gene Ontology annotation, molecular function: adenylate cyclase activity. Lineage: Eukaryota; Metazoa; Chordata; Mammalia; Primates; Cebidae.
CCGGGGCGCCGGGGCUGGAACGCACCCGCGCGGCUCCCGACGAGAGUUUGUGGGUGGGGGCUCCGAAGCCUGGGACGGGUCGUCUGGGCAGUGUUUGGCGGGUUGCCCGAGGCAGUUGGGGUUGGCAGAGGGAAGUCGCGGAGGCGCUGGGAUCGAGGACUCCUAGGUCCGGGGCUCACUACCCGCGUCGCCCGCCGCCUGCCUCAUGCCUUCCUCCCUCCCUCCACGGGGCGAGUUCCAGGCUUGCCCGGAGGAGGGGGACCUGGCAAGGACUGGGGGAGGGGCUGGCCUGAGGUUUUUGCUGUGGGGCUAGUCUCUGAGUUUGUGGGAGAAUGUGAUUCCAUUUUGGGGAGAGGAACCGGUCUGGGCAGAGGGAGGGAUGCCCUCUGUCUGCGGGAGUCCCUCUCCCUCCCCUCACCGCAAACCGUGGGAAUGAAAGGGGUGGGGUCGGCUCCCCAUACCCUCCAAGGCCUGUUGUAGGGUGGGCAGGGGAGCUGACUUUAUUCAGAGCAGGCUCUGGGGCUCGACUGAAAGGCUAGAGGUGGAAUCAGGCGUGGGAGCCUCUUUGCCCAUAUCCUCCCCUUACCAGACUACCCUUGUGAGCUGGAGGGACCUGGUGGGUGUUGCAUGGUAAGGGGUGAUGUGGGAGCCCUCUGCAGUCUUUAGGGAGAGCGAGGACGAGGACACGGAAGGAGGAAGAUGGCAGCGGGCACUGGACAAAUACAGGGCCUGGGAAGCUCCUUUACAUCUGGAAAGGCCCAGAAUUGAAGAAUUGAGGCCCACGUCCCAGUUUGGUGGGAGGUGCUGGCACUGCUGGGCCCUGCCUGGGCAGUGCCUCUUGCCAUGAACUUUCUGAAGUCGUUUUAAAUCCCCUGGAGCCUCCUUUUGCCAAGGAGGGUAGGGUCAGAUGGGCCCUGGGGAUGGGAUAGACAGGAGGUGGCCAGGAAGGCUUGGUGAGGCAGUGGGCAGAGCCAUCCUUAGGACUGGGCCUUGGCCUUGGCUGGCUCCAGACUCUGGUCUCAGGCUGAUCAGGGUUUGGGAGGGACUUGAGGUCUGGGAGGCACUGAGCCUGAGCCUGCCAGGCUGAAUGGGACAUGGCUUCAGCUGUGGGAGCGGGUGGUGUGGGGAGCGGCAGAUCUGUGAGAGAGCAAAGGGACCAACGCUCAGGGGAGGAGGAGGUCAGAGGCGCAAGGCUUGGGAGCCUGACUCUGGGGAGGAGAGAGGUGGUCUGUGCUCCCAGGGCUCAUAGUGAUGGGUUGCUGGACAGAGUGGGUUGGGGGGACCAUAUAGAGAAGUUUUGUGGCUUGGAACUGUGCCCUCCCCUGUUCCCUGCCAUACCAGUCUGGCAUGGGGUGCCAGAAGUGUUGGGAGGCCGGCAAGUUCUCCAGGAUGGGCAGUACCUGGAGUGGAGCCCAGGGUGGGAUGGCUGCAGUUGAUUGGACAAUCACACAGCUCUGAAGCUAUCCCCUUGGGGGCUCAGAGUGUUCCUGGGAGGGUCAUUCGUUCUCCUGGAUAGUGUCUGCCCCUUUCUCUGUGGGUAUGAGCCAGAUGCUAGGAUGUGUUUCCAGGGGGCUGGGAACAUGGCCAGAAACUAGUCCUUUGGGAACGGGUCUGGGCCAGUGGUGGGGGCAGGGUGCGGAGGGAGAUAAGAACGGGGAAGGGGACUGGUGAAUGGGAGGAGGCUGAAGCAAAAUGUUGUGGGUGGUAGAUGGUGGUGGGAAACCAGCUUACUCUGGGCUCUGUCUCCAACAGCUCUGGGGACUGACAGCCAAGGACACAGGGACUGAUAGAACCAGGUAUCUGUCUGGCUGGAAAGACACGUGUUCUUGCGCAUGAUUUUCUCAUCUUUCCAUCUCUUGAUGAUGACAGAGGUUUGGGCUUAAAUUGUUGUAGAGUGAGGAAAAGAACUAAUAUUUUUCAGCAACAUGUCAUGGUUUAGUGGCCUCCUGGUUCCUAAAGUGGAUGAACGGAAAACAGCCUGGGGUGAACGCAACGGGCAGAAGCGUUCACGGCGCCGCGGCGCUCGGGCGGGUGGCUUCUGCACGCCCCGCUAUAUGAGCUGCCUCCGGGAUGCAGAGCCACCCAGCCCUACCCCUGCGGGCCCCUCUCGGUGCCCCUGGCAGGAUGACGCCUUCAUCCGGAGGGGCGGCCCAGGCAAGGGUAUGGAGCUGGGGCUGCGGGCAGUGGCCCUGGGCUUCGAGGACACCGAGGUGACCCCGGCAGCGGGCGGGACAGCUGAGGUGGCGCCCGACGCUGUGCCCAGGAGCCGGCGAUCCUGCUGGGGGCGUCUAGUGCAGGUGUUCCAGUCGAAGCAGUUCCGUUCAGCCAAGCUGGAGCGCCUGUACCAGCGGUACUUCUUCCAGAUGAACCAGAGCAGCCUGACGCUGCUGAUGGCAGUGCUGGUGCUGCUCACCGCGGUGCUGCUGGCCUUCCACGCCGCGCCUGCCCGCCCUCAGCCUGCCUAUGUGGCCCUGCUGGCCUGCGCCGCCGCCCUGUUUGUGGCGCUCAUGGUGGUGUGUAACCGGCAUAGCUUCCGCCAGGACUCCAUGUGGGUGGUGAGCUAUGUGGUGCUGGGCAUCCUGGCGGCAGUGCAGGUGGGGGGCGCCCUCGCAGCCGACCCGCACAGCCCCUCUGCAGGCCUCUGGUGCCCCGUGUUCUUCGUCUACAUCGCCUACACGCUCCUCCCCAUCCGCAUGCGGGCUGCUGUCCUCAGCGGCCUGGGCCUCUCCACCCUGCAUUUGAUCUUGGCCUGGCAACUCAACCGUAGUGAUGCCUUCCUCUGGAAGCAGCUCAGUGCCAAUGUGCUGCUGUUCCUCUGCACCAACGUCAUUGGCAUCUGCACACAUUACCCAGCAGAGGUGUCUCAGCGCCAGGCCUUUCAGGAGACCCGCGGUUAUAUCCAGGCCCGACUCCACCUACAGCAUGAGAAUCGGCAGCAGGAGCGGCUGCUGCUGUCGGUAUUGCCCCAGCACGUUGCCAUGGAGAUGAAAGAAGACAUCAACACAAAAAAGGAAGACAUGAUGUUCCACAAGAUCUACAUACAGAAGCAUGACAACGUCAGCAUCCUGUUUGCAGACAUUGAGGGCUUCACCAGCCUGGCAUCCCAGUGCACCGCGCAGGAGCUGGUCAUGACCCUGAAUGAGCUCUUUGCCCGGUUUGACAAGCUGGCUGCGGAAAAUCACUGCCUGAGGAUUAAGAUCUUGGGGGACUGUUACUACUGUGUGUCAGGGUUGCCAGAGGCCCGGGCAGACCAUGCCCACUGCUGUGUGGAGAUGGGGGUGGACAUGAUCGAGGCCAUUUCCUCAGUUCCACAAGAUGCUGCUGGGCCCCUGCUGGUGAACACAGUCCUAACAUUUGUCCUUGAGCCCCAUGCAGCCUUCUACUCAUGUCCAACCAAGGCUGUGCUCCCGUCCCCUGCAUCUGGGCUGGUACGUGAGGUGACAGGUGUGAAUGUGAACAUGCGCGUGGGCAUCCACAGCGGACGCGUGCACUGUGGCGUCCUUGGCCUGCGAAAAUGGCAGUUCGAUGUGUGGUCUAAUGACGUGACCCUGGCCAACCACAUGGAGGCAGGAGGCCGGGCUGGCCGCAUCCACAUCACUCGCGCAACGCUGCAGUACUUGAAUGGGGACUACGAGGUGGAGCCAGGCCGUGGUGGCGAGCGCAACGCAUACCUCAAGGAGCAGCACAUUGAGACUUUCCUCAUCCUGGGCGCCAGCCAGAAACGGAAAGAGGAGAAGGCCAUGCUGGCCAAGCUGCAGCGGGCCCGGGCCAACUCCAUGGAAGGGCUGAUGCCGCGCUGGGUUCCCGAUCGCGCCUUCUCCAGGACCAAGGACUCCAAGGCCUUCCGCCAGAUGGGCAUUGAUGAUUCCAGCAAAGACAACCGGGGUGCCCAAGAUGCCCUGAACCCUGAGGAUGAGGUGGAUGAGUUCCUGAGUCGUGCCAUCGAUGCCCGCAGCAUUGAUCAGCUGCGGAAGGACCACGUGCGGCGGUUUCUGCUUACCUUCCAGAGAGAGGAUCUUGAGAAGAAGUACUCCCGGAAGGUGGAUCCCCGCUUCGGAGCCUACGUUGCCUGUGCCCUGUUGGUCUUCUGCUUCAUCUGCUUCAUCCAGCUUCUCGUCUUCCCACACUCCACCCUGAUGCUUGGGAUCUAUGCCAGCAUCUUCCUGCUGCUGCUGAUCACCGUGCUGAUUUGUGCCGUGUACUCCUGUGGUUCUCUGUUCCCUAAGGCCCUGCAACGUCUGUCCCGCAGCAUCGUCCGCUCGCGGGCACACAGCACUGCAGUUGGCAUCUUUUCCGUCCUGCUUGUGUUUACCUCUGCCAUUGCCAACAUGUUCACCUGUAACCACACCCCAAUACGGACCUGUGCAGCCCAGAUGCUGAAUUUAACACCUGCUGACAUCACUGCCUGCCACCUGCAGCAGCUCAAUUACUCUCUGGGCCUGGAUGUGCCCCUGUGUGAGGACACCGCACCCACCUGCAGCUUCCCUGAGUACUUCAUCGGGAACAUGCUGCUGAGUCUCUUGGCCAGCUCUGUCUUCCUGCACAUCAGCAGCAUCGGGAAGUUGGCCAUGAUCUUUGUCUUGGGGCUCAUCUAUUUGGUGCUGCUUCUGCUGGGUCCCCCAGCCACCAUCUUUGACAACUAUGACCUACUGCUUGGCGUCCAUGGCUUGGCUUCUUCCAAUGAGACCUUUGAUGGGCUGGACUGUCCAGCUGCAGGGAGGGUGGCCCUCAAAUAUAUGACCCCUGUGAUUCUGCUGGUGUUUGCGCUGGCGCUGUAUCUGCAUGCUCAGCAGGUGGAGUCGACUGCUCGCCUGGACUUCCUCUGGAAACUGCAGGCAACAGGAGAGAAGGAGGAGAUGGAGGAGCUCCAGGCAUACAACCGGAGGCUGCUGCACAACAUUCUGCCCAAGGACGUGGCCGCCCACUUCCUGGCCCGGGAGCGUCGCAAUGAUGAACUCUACUAUCAGUCGUGUGAGUGUGUGGCUGUUAUGUUUGCCUCCAUUGCCAACUUCUCUGAGUUCUAUGUGGAGCUGGAGGCAAACAAUGAGGGUGUCGAGUGCCUGCGGCUGCUCAACGAGAUCAUCGCUGACUUUGAUGAGAUCAUCAGCGAGGAGCAGUUCCGGCAGCUGGAAAAGAUCAAGACAAUUGGUAGCACCUACAUGGCUGCCUCAGGGCUGAAUGCCAGCACCUACGAUCAGGUGGGCCGCUCCCACAUCACUGCCCUGGCUGACUACGCCAUGCGGCUCAUGGAGCAGAUGAAGCACAUCAAUGAGCACUCCUUCAACAAUUUCCAGAUGAAGAUUGGGCUGAACAUGGGCCCAGUUGUGGCAGGUGUCAUCGGGGCCCGGAAGCCGCAGUAUGACAUCUGGGGGAACACAGUGAAUGUCUCUAGCCGUAUGGACAGCACGGGGGUCCCCGACCGAAUCCAGGUGACCACGGACCUGUACCAGGUUCUAGCUGCCAAGGGCUACCAGCUGGAGUGUCGAGGGGUGGUCAAGGUGAAGGGCAAGGGGGAGAUGACCACCUACUUCCUCAAUGGGGGCCCCAGCAGUUAGCAGGGCCCAGCCACAAAUUCAGCUGAAGGGACCAAGGUGGGCAUUGAGAGGACUCUGUGCUCGCUGGGUGGAGCUGUGGCAGGGGGCACUGGGCCUCUAGACCCUGCUAACCACAAAAGGGAACACCACAGCAGGCUGUGCUUGGAUUAUGCUCUACUGCCCUCAAGCUGGUGAACAAGGGGCUACCUACCAAGAGGAUUAUUGCAAGUGACUUUCUUUCUUAAUUGGGGCAGGGCUGCUCCCUCUCCAAUCUUCCAGCUUUUGGGAGCAGGGGAGGGGUCAGUAACAGAAGCAGAGGGAGCUCUCUUGCCUGAGGGAUUAAAAUGGCAGCUUGCCAUGCCUAUCCCUUCCCUGUCUGUCUGGGCAGCAGGUUCAGGGCUGGGCCCUUCUUUUCCCUCUUUUUUCCUGGGAAUAUUUUGUACAAUAUUUUGUACAAAGAUAGGCAUGAGGAGUGCCUAUUCCAUGCUUGCCUUUGCAAUACCUGCAUCCCCAGCACUGGUCUUGGGCACUUCCCCACCCCAGCCAGGUGUCCCUCCUAAGCACAGGGCAAAGGAGGGAGAUGCUCUGGGGAGCCAGCUCUGGCCAUAUUUCAGGAGAAUGUUUCCAUGUGCCAAAUCGUAGUCCCAUGAUCUGUCCCCAAAGGGGAACAAAGGGACCUCUGACAGCUUAGAUUUAGCCCCAGUUCCUGCACGCUCCAGGGAACGAGGUGUCUGGCCUCACUGGUACUGUGAAAAUGCUCAGAGCGCAAUCCUGUGUGUGGGGAUGUCAGGUCAGGAGCUGGAAGUUCACCUGUAGGUGCCAAAGAACAGGCCGGCCAGGGCUAGGGCAGUGCCAGACUCUGAUCUAAGGACCCCAAAGGGGUGCUGAUCAGGUCACUCUGCCCCAGUGCUCUCUUGCUGUCUGCUGGCAAGGGGCCAUGGAGCAUCUCUCCCUCUUCUGUUGCCAAAUAGAAAAGGGUCAGGGCAUGGAGAAAGAUGACCCUGAGCCCAAACCUGCCCUCCCAAGUCUCGCGUUGGGGAGGGCCUGUGUGUUUGUGUAACUGUGUGUGCAUGUUGGUCUUUGUGUGCAUAUCUGUUUUCCAGGUCUGUGUGAGUCCUUGUGCUCCUGCUCCUCAGCUCUCCACCCCAGGUCGCCUCUCUCCUGUGGGCCUCUGUCUUCUGGGAAUAAAGCAGGGUUUCCUAUUCCAGGGGCUGUAGAGAGAUGCCCAGGUUGCACAGGAGUGGGAUGGGGUGUGGUAGCAAAAGGAGGGAGAGGAGUCCUUUUUGUGCCAAAUCCCUAAGUGCCGUUUGGGGCCAUGUGUGCAGCGUGACUCCCCCUGCCUGUGGCAGGGACCUAAGCACUUGCUUGAGCCCCAGUGCUCCAUGCAGCACUUGAACUGUCUGGGGUUUGGUGGACAGAGGCUCAGGAAUUUCCUGGGUUCCCCAGAUAGUGUCCUGGGACAUGGUUUGCUUUGGGGCUAGGGUAGCAUGGGAUCCCUCUGAGGACCCAGAUACUGGUACUAGGGACUGGGGAAGGGGAACCUUAAACUUGGCUUUUCCCAGCCUUCAUCCUGAUUCUAGCAUGUUUCUGGCUCCCAGGCCCUUGUGAAGCCUUGAGGGCUGGCAGAAUGGUUAGGAAGUUGAACUCUAGAUUCCCUUCCUAUCUUUGCCUUCCUUCCUUUCCCUGCAGCCUCCUUGAUUCUGGCCUGAAUUUGGUUGUGCCUCAGUUUCUCUGUCUAUAUCUAUUUAAGCCAAAGGCACUAGCCUGAAUUUUGCUUGAAGAUCACUUUGUCUCGGAAAUGACUAGAGAGGCAGAGGAGAAGGGUUUCCAGAGUUGCUGGGUUUGGGAGUGGAAGGGGCAGGCAGUGCACUUGCCCUUCUUCAUGCAUCUUCUGAUACCAGCUCCCUGUGGAGGCCUAGUUUCUGGGUACCACCUCCCUUGGGCAUCUUCAUGCACCAACCAAAUGGGCCAUCAGGUACUUCAUUAGUCAUGGCAGAAGAGGGGAAAAGACUUGUUAACAGACAGAAAAUCUGCUCCCCUGCCCCCAGCCAUAUCCCUGGAUAGGAAGGGAUAGGAAGAGACUACUUGGUGCCAUGAGGUAGGGGUGAGGGUGUAAGUAGAUCAGAGUGGGAAGACCUCAGCCUUGGGUGGCUUGUCUCUGCUUCUUGCCAGGUGGGAGGGCCUGUCCACAUCCUGGCUCCCUGUACCACAGUGCCAGCCAUGCCCUUCCCCUGGGCUACCAUUGCCCCUUUCCUCACCAGUUGGUGGAGGAGUCAGGAGAUGGGAGGCCAUGGGCUUUGGUUUUAUAAUGUAACCACUGUGGGAGGGGGGAGGAUGGUGUACCAUGUAUUUCAGUGAAAUAUUUAAUAUAUUUAAAUAUCAAUAAAAUCAAACUCUUUGUAAAA